UUCUUUUCCUCUUUAAUAUAGCUGUCCUUCUUAUCUGAACUUGCUAUUGCUAUCUCUCUUCCAAAAGUCUUUCUUUACCGCCAUCGUCUAAAUUGCGGCUGAUUUUCAAGAUUUUAUCUUUUAUAAAUUCGGAAUACCUAUCUAAAAGGUUUAAUAAGCAAUGACUGCUUUAGCUCACGAAAAAGUUUGGUUGGACAGAAAUCUCUACAACGAUGCAGAAAAGGCAUAUUAUGAAUCUUUAUCAAAGGUCCGAGUGCCAUCACUUUCAUUAACUCAGUCAUCUUUGGCUAAUGAAGUCGCAAAGGCUAGGCAGCACAUCAAAAAUUCUCUUGAAUGUAUGGAUAGUGUUGCUACCUUGGCUGGUGUCCCAAACACAGAGCUUAACAACAAAGUCAAUAGUCUGUCAAAGGAGAAUAUUGAAUUAAAAAAAGCUAUAGAUGGAUUACGUAACUUGGUCAUCAGUCUUCAAGCAAGAGUGGAGUCAUUGGAGUCAAAUAGUAACAAACCCUUAACAGCAAAAGCUCAACCACAAGCUACUUCAAAGCCUUCAGUAGAUUCUGAUGAUGGUGUUGAUUUAUUCGGGUCUGACGAUGAAGAAGAGAGCGCGGAGGCUGCGAAACUCCGAGAGGAACGACUCGCUGCAUAUAAUGCUAAGAAGGCUAAAAAACCAGCAUUGAUUGCAAAGUCCAGCAUUAUUCUGGAUGUGAAGCCCUGGGAUGAUGAGACUGAUAUGGCUGAAAUGGAAAAAGCAGUUAGAAGCAUUGCCACUGAUGGUUUGCUUUGGGGAGCGUCCAAACUUGUGCCUUUAGCUUACGGCAUACACAAACUUCAGAUUUCGUGUGUCGUAGAAGAUGAUAAGGUGUCUGUGGACUGGUUAACUGAAGAAAUUGAGAAAAUUGAAGACUAUGUACAAAGCAUCGACAUAGCUGCUUUCAACAAGGUUUAACAAAAAAGGUGAAGAUUUUCUGUUCAAUAAAGUUUGAUAAUUUUUA
Amyelois transitella is the source of this 992-nucleotide messenger RNA. RefSeq names its product probable elongation factor 1-delta (gene eEF1delta). Gene Ontology annotation, cellular component: cytosol; eukaryotic translation elongation factor 1 complex. The coding region runs from base 161 to 946 and encodes 261 amino acids. The record is from RefSeq and is a predicted model, not a curated record. The transcript has 7 exons. Gene Ontology annotation, biological process: translational elongation. Gene Ontology annotation, molecular function: translation elongation factor activity; guanyl-nucleotide exchange factor activity. NCBI's taxonomy places the organism in Eukaryota, Metazoa, Arthropoda, Insecta, Lepidoptera, Pyralidae.